GCAGCUGUCGGCGCCGGAGACCGCGGAUCCACGCAGGCGGCGCCCGCGCCUCAGCUCCCGGCCGGCCCGCGCGCUCUCCCGACCGCCGGGGCCGUCUGCAGCCUCCCGCCGCUGCCGCCGCACGGUCGGCGGCGCCGCUGCUCGUCUUCCAGCCUCUGCCCCUUCCUGCAAAAGAUCAAGAGAAGGAAAUCAAGGAGCCACUCUUAUAACUUACCAGAUAACCCCAGCAGGCUCAGUAGACAGACCAAGUUCCCAGGAAAAAAGCUACAGGCACUUGAGGAUAAACUGCUUCCAACAGCUUUUACCUUAAAGCUGACCUGGAAGACUCUGGCUCCCAAUUACAAGUUAUUAUUUUCAGAGCCACUUCAGAUAUGCUGUUUGACAUCUUAGGCCCAGUGAGUUUGGUCUUCACCGUUUGGACACGUCCCUCCCAGUUACACGAAGCUUUCUACCUUCUGAGGUGUUUUGGACACCCUCAAUACUUGCCUCAUCUUUUCUAGUCAAACCUGAUUCAUGAAAUGGACUAAAGCUGAAAAAUCAUCUGCUUCUUUGUCUGUGAAUUUGAGACACGAUUGGGAUGGUCUUCAGUGCAUACAACUAGACUCAAACUGCAGCUAUGAGUUCAGAUGAGAAGGGCAUAUCCCCUGCUCAUAAAACAUCCACCCCCACCCAUAGAAGUGCCUCCUCUUCGGCAUCCUCUCAAAGGGACAGUAGGCAGAGUAUCCACAUACUGGAGAGGACUUCUUCCUCUAGCACUGAACCCUCUGUAAGUCGGCAGCUGCUGGAACCGGAGCCGGUCCCCCUCUCCAAGGAAGCUGACAGCUGGGAAAUUAUAGAAGGGCUGAAAAUAGGCCAAACCAAUGUCCAGAGACCAGACAAACAUGAAGGCUUUAUGCUAAAGAAGAGAAAAUGGCCUUUAAAGGGCUGGCACAAGCGUUUUUUUGUCCUGGAUAACGGAAUGUUGAAGUAUUCAAAGGCACCACUUGAUAUUCAAAAAGGGAAGGUCCACGGAAGCAUCGAUGUCGGACUCUCUGUCAUGUCAAUUAAAAAGAAAGCUCGGAGAAUAGACCUUGACACAGAAGAACACAUCUAUCAUUUGAAGGUGAAAUCCCAGGACUGGUUUGAUGCAUGGGUCUCCAAACUGCGCCAUCAUCGAUUGUAUCGGCAGAAUGAAAUUGUGAGGUCACCACGAGAUGCUAGUUUUCACAUAUUUCCUUCAACCUCCACAGCUGAAUCCUCACCAGCUGCUAAUGUUUCUGUUGUGGAUGGAAAGGCGCAGCCGAACAGCUUUCCAUGGCAGUCCCCUUUACCAUGCGGUAGCAGCCUCCCUGCAACCUGCACGACCGGGCAGAGCAAAGUGGCCGCCUGGCUACAAGAUUCGGAAGAAAUGGACAGGUGUGCAGAAGACCUUGCACACUGCCAGUCAAACCUGGUGGAACUUAGCAAACUCCUGCAGAAUUUGGAAAUACUUCAGAGAACUCAGUCAGCGCCUAACUUUACUGACAUGCAGGCUAACUGUGUAGAUAUUUCAAAGAAAGACAAGCGGGUCACAAGACGAUGGAGAACAAAAAGUGUCAGCAAAGAUACAAAAAUACAACUGCAGGAAGGGCCAUCUUCGAAGGGCCAGUUCAGCACAACUCGGCGCCGGCAGAGGCUAGCAGCAGCAGUGGCUACAACAGUUCCUUUCAGUGCUACCAUGUCCCCGGUUCGCUUGCAUUCCUCCAACCCCAACCUUUGUGCAGAUAUUGAAUUUCAGACUCCCCCUAGCCACCUCACAGACCCUCUGGAAAGUUCAAUGGAUUAUACAAAGCUUCAAGAAGAAUUUUGUCUAAUUGCACAGAAAGUGCAUUCUCUUUUGAAGUCAGCGUUUAAUAGCAUAGCUAUAGAGAAGGAGAAGCUUAAGCAGAUGGUUUCUGAGCAGGAUCACAAUAAAGGCCACAGCACGCAGAUGGCACGGCUCCGACAGUCACUGUCUCAGGCACUCAACCAGAAUGCUGAACUAAGGAGUCGGUUGAACAGAAUACAUUCAGAAUCUAUUAUUUGUGAUCAGGUUGUCAGUGUAAAUAUUAUUCCUAGCCCUGAUGAGGCUGGUGAGCAAAUCCAUGUCAGUCUCCCCCUGUCACAACAAGUAGCCAAUGAGAGCCGCCUCUCCAUGUCGGAGUCUGUCUCUGAGUUCUUCGAUGCCCAAGAAGUGCUCCUCUCUGCAAGCUCAUCAGAGAAUGAGGCUUCAGAUGAUGAGUCUUACAUCAGUGAUGUGAGUGAUAAUAUAUCUGAAGACAACACCAGUGUUGCAGACAACAUUUCUCGGCAAAUCUUGAACGGGGAGCUUACAGGAGGAGCCUUCCGAAACGGCCGUCGAGCACGCCUGCCAGCUCCCUGUCCUGACACCAGUAACAUUAACCUAUGGAAUAUCUUGAGGAACAACAUUGGUAAAGACCUGUCUAAAGUCUCCAUGCCUGUGGAGCUAAAUGAGCCACUCAAUACUCUGCAGCACCUCUGCGAGGAAAUGGAGUAUAGUGAGCUUCUGGACAAGGCUUCGGAAACGGACAGUCCCUAUGAGCGCAUGGUUCUUAUUGCUGCAUUUGCAGUUUCAGGAUAUUGCUCCACCUAUUUCAGAGCAGGAAGUAAGCCAUUCAACCCUGUCCUUGGGGAGACUUAUGAAUGCAUUAGAGAGGACAAAGGAUUCCGUUUUUUCUCAGAACAGGUUAGCCAUCAUCCACCCAUUUCUGCCUGUCACUGUGAAUCCAAGAAUUUUGUGUUUUGGCAAGAUAUCAGAUGGAAAAACAAGUUCUGGGGGAAGUCAAUGGAAAUCCUGCCUGUGGGAACCCUGAAUGCCAUGCUUCCAAAGUAUGGAGAUUGCUAUGUGUGGAAUAAGGUCACCACGUGCAUACACAACAUCCUGAGUGGGAGGAGAUGGAUAGAGCAUUACGGAGAAGUAACCAUUAGAAAUACCAAAAGCAGUGUUUGCAUUUGCAAACUCACAUUUGUCAAGGUGAAUUAUUGGAAUUCCAAUGUGAAUGAAGUCCAGGGGGUUGUGAUGGAUCAGGAAGGGAAGGUGGUGCACCGGCUGUUUGGGAAGUGGCAUGAAGGGCUAUACUGCGGUGUGGCCCCUUCCGCCAAGUGCAUCUGGAGACCAGGUUCCAUGCCGACCAACUAUGAGCUCUACUAUGGCUUCACAAGGUUCGCUAUUGAGCUUAAUGAGUUAGAUCCUGUACUAAAAGAUCUCCUUCCACCAACAGAUGCCCGAUUCCGGCCAGAUCAGAGAUUUUUGGAAGAAGGAAGUUUAGAAGCUGCAGCAGCAGAGAAGCAAAGAGUAGAGGAACUCCAGAGAUCUCGAAGACGAUACAUGGAAGAAAACAACCUUGAACAUAUACCAAAAUUUUUUAAAAAAGUGAUUGAUGCCAAUCAAAGAGAAGCCUGGGUUUCUAACGACACCUACUGGGAGCUGCGAAAGGACCCUGGGUUUAGCAAAGUAGACAGCCCUGUUCUUUGGUAAACUGGGAAUAUAGAGCUAGCCAACAUAACACGCUCUGAAUGAAUAAAUAACUAUGCACAAUUAUGUUUCUUAGAGCUCCGCGUGGUUUCUGGGUCGACUGAAAACCGACCAUUUGCUUUUCUAUUCAUCUUUAUAAUGGACUUUCAGAAGUGCAUUAGACAAGGCCCCUAACCACUUUCAGAUCCUUUCUGUUUUGCUGCAACCAUAUUCCUUAAAAAAGUCCACACCCUCCUCGAAAAGCAGAAUAAAAGGAGCAGAAUAUAAAAUCCAAGGUCUGAAGAGUCGAAAAAGAAAAACAAACUGUAACUGGUGCUUAAAGCUGAUCCAGAGAGUUUAAAGCAACAUGACAUAUGAACCACGCAUUUGGUCCUUUUCUGGAAGCGCCAUGCCCUCGUUGCAGGAGCUCCUGGGCCACAGCAGUCAGCUCAGAUGUCGAGUGUGUCUAUUUGAUGUGGUGUACUUGUGCUGGCCUUGUCAAAAAAGACGAUGCUUUUUUGACAUCGUGAUGCUUCUCAGAACCUGUUCCAUCUGUACGCCAUUGUUCAUGCCUUAAGAAAUGCAAAGAUGUACAAUAAAUCAUUUUUUAAAUGUGUGCUCCUAGGUUUAUGUGAAGGACAGAUCUUUUGAAUCAUGGCAUGAUUCACUUUCUGGGAUCAGAAGAAUUGUGAGACUAACUCAAAUGGAUUGAAAAAAGUAAACAACAUGUGCUUUACUUUGAUAUAUUGGUUACUGUAUCAUAUGUCUGAAGGGCAAGAAGGAAAAGGUGUGCUAAGUAGAUCUCUGUAUUCAGUUGCUCGUCAGUUUCCUGUCCUGCGUACAGUUAAUAAACCAUCCCUCUUCCACCUAA
Molecule: messenger RNA, 4343 nt
Organism: Balaenoptera acutorostrata (minke whale)
Lineage: Eukaryota; Metazoa; Chordata; Mammalia; Artiodactyla; Balaenopteridae
Gene: OSBPL6
Product: oxysterol binding protein like 6
Exons: 27
Coding region: 617-3496 (959 amino acids)
Cellular component (GO): plasma membrane; intracellular membrane-bounded organelle; perinuclear endoplasmic reticulum
Molecular function (GO): cholesterol binding
Source: RefSeq, a predicted model, not a curated record